Molecule: messenger RNA, 4960 nt
Organism: Psylliodes chrysocephalus
Lineage: Eukaryota; Metazoa; Arthropoda; Insecta; Coleoptera; Chrysomelidae
Source: the annotation of a GenBank genome assembly
GUAAUUUUUUUAAAUUUUUUAAUUUAAUUUUAUUAUUUAAAAAAAUUAUUUUAUAUAACGUACUCGGUUUCGACGCCGUGCGCGCAACCUAUAAAUGGCGCGCGGAAGGCUAUUUUGAGCGUUAAAUUAAAAUUACAGUUCCGGAAGUUAAAACUUGUUUAUACCAAAUUUUCUCCUCUUUAAGGAUCUUUUUUGAAAAAUACAAAAGUAUUUAUAGUUUACAAACUAUAGGCGAAAAACCAAACACCAUGUUUUUGAGGUGUUUAAUUGUUUAUAACUUUUGCAAUUUUUUAUGCACUGUAAAAUUAUUUUUUACACAUUUAUCUAGACCUUAUUCCGAAUCGAAUGAGCUAUUGAACAUAAUUUUCGUAAUAGUAUGUCCCAAAAACACGCUUUUGAACUUGUUGAUUAGACUAAACUAUAUAACUGAAUACUGAAUGUAUCUUACUCAAGCAAGUUCUAGAAGAUUUAAUUCGUAAACCUACUAAUCACAUAUUGAUUUAUGAAGCCUUUUUGUUCUUUUUAUUAUAAUACAGAAGUUAAAGUGAUAUAUUUGACUUUAUUCUGUUGACCAAAACCACGCUUAUUCAACACGAAAUACAUAAAAAUCAUGGUUGGUUUAGGUCAAAUUUUCUUUUUAAAUAACUGCCGAUUUUCGUAAUUUUUUUCGGUUUUUUAGUGUUCUCGAAAAUUUGACUGUGUACGGGUCAAACGGAUCUCAGAUUCGGAUUCAGCGAGUCGAAAUACAUAAAGAUAUACCGGUCCCGUCAAAAGUACUAACAACUUUUUAUUUGUGUGCCGGUGAAAUUAAUACUAUUAUUUAUUUUUGUGACCAAUAAAUUAUUUGUUUAUAUUAUCACUUAUGUUCAACUAUUGUCGAAAGGAACGUUUCCGGAUACCUUAUAUCUUCUCAGUUUUGCAGUGUAUGACAUUUGAUGACUAAUUUCAUUAUUUGUUUACUAGAUUUUUACAUUAAUUUAUUAAUUCUACUAUAAUAUGGUUAUGUUUAUUUUUCAAAAACGUUCACUACGAAAUUGAAAUCUGUUUUAAUUUUGUAAAAUUGUAUGGUAAAUUCUCGGUAACAAAUUAAUUUUAAAUUAUGUCUUUCUAUAAAUAAAUAUAUACAAAUAUUUUAUACACUCAAGAAGUGCCGGCGUGUAUAAAGCCUUUUUCUUUAAAUAAUUUAAAGCUAUAUACAGCAGCAAGCCUUCUUUGGUUAUAUUAGUUAUAAUGUCAGACCUUUUGGCAUUAACACUAUUAAAACAAUCACUGGUAAGGUUUGUUCCCCAUAUAUAAAUGUACAAAUUUUUCAUUACUCUAAUUAUUCUUAUUUACAUCAUACAUAAUACAUUUCUGGAGAGUGGUAUGGUUCUUUUUAAAAUAAAAUUUAAAAAGUCGAAUAUAUAUUCGAUAAAAAAAGAGGUAGGAACUUGAUUUUAAUUUUGAGAAUUGGAAUAUCUCAAUUGCAAUAUAAAUGUCGGAGUCAAUUAGUGAAAUCCGUCAUUCCUUGAAAAGCCUAGUCAUUUCACGUAUUGCCGGCUAACAUCGUAACUAUACAUUUGGUAAACCGUUUGCCUAAUGGUUUCAGGCAUUCCCUGUAAUGACGGAAUCGUUUCAGUCAAACUAAAUGAUUUAAGUUACUCGGUUUGCCGGGUUUAGUCGAACGCUGUAAUUGUUGUUAACAUCCGUGAGUGUUUUUUCUGGUGAAAACUAAAAUGUCGAAGCAUUCAGAAUUGUUUUAUAAGAAGUUAGAUGACUAUUACUCCAAUCGAAGAAAGAAAAAACCUUGGAAUAUUGCGGAAUUGACGAAGAUAAGUUGGUUUUUAGGAUUUGAAAUCUAACCUCAAACUACUGCAAUCUACAAAAUCACUUCAAAUCCGUACACUGUUGUCAAGUUUAACACGGUUUUAUAAUUAAUUUGCUUGAAAAAAAAAGAUUUUAUUGUCUGCUUUUUCAUUGAGUUUUUGAGCAUGUAGAUUUUAAUUAUAAAACGGGUAUUAUAUUUUACUUUGUAUUCUUUUAGGUCGCCACAGAAAUUCUGCGAACUAAGCAAACUUCUGGAAAAAAAAACGAGAAGACAGUAUCACCUUUUAUCUUUAUAUGACGUGUUGGAAGUGGAAGAAGAAAAAAAUGGUUAUUAAAAUGGACAAACAUGAUGAAGGAAAGUAUGUUUCACUGGUUAGUUACGAAAAAAUAUUUAAUGUUGUUUGUGAAGCACACAUAAAUGUUGGUCAUGGCGGUCGGGAUAAAAUAAUACACAACUUAAAAACAAAAUAUGACUUUGGAAGAUAUGCAAUAGAAACAUUGCUCGAAACAUGUGAAGUUUGCCAAAAGAAAAAACAAGUCUCAUGCAAAUUUGACUAUAAAACCUAUUAUUUCAACAAACUUUAACUCUAAAGGACAAGUGGAUUUUUAAUCUUACCCAGACAAUGAAUACCGUUGGUUCCUUAAUUAUCAAGAUUACCUAACAACAUUUUUAUUUUUACGUCCUCUUAAGACAAAAACUGCGAAUGAGGUAGCAAACGAACUGCUCAAAAUAUUUUUGGAAAUUGGUGCACCUAGCAUACUCCAAAGUGACAAUGGUCGAGAAUUCACGGCAUCUGUGAUAUCGGAAAUGGUGAAAAUUUGGCCAUUUUAAAAAUUCUUCAUGGUCGACCAAGGCAUCCACUAUCACAGGGAAGCAUAGAGAGAAGCAAUCAAGAUGUGGAAAAUAUGCUUAGAGCGUGGAUGUACGUUCAAAAAACGGGUAACUGGGCUGUUAUUUCGUACAGUUUCAAAGAAUAGUUCCUCCCACAAAGUAAUUGGACGUUUACCAUAUAAAGCAUUAUUUGGAGCUGACCCUAAAGCUGGAUUUUCUCCUUUGAAUCUACCUAGAGAUUUGCUGGAUAACUUGGAAAACGAAGAUAACUUGCGUAUGUUAGAACAACAUAUUGAAAAUGAAAACCUGCAAGAAAAAUCACAGUGUGAUGAAAUAGAAGAACUACAUGGCAUUGGGGAAUCGGUUGGUGAUCACAAUGAUGUUGAGCAUGUUGUUCACUUGAUUGCUGAGUAUCAAGAAGAAAUAAAAACAUUGGUGAUUACCAAUGAAAACACAGAAGAAAUAUUUAGUCAGGAAGAAGUUACGUUAUGCAUUACAUGCCCUAAAGAUGGAGGUAAAUGUAUAUUAUGUCAAAAUACAGCAAUAAUUGAAGAAAACAGACAUGAUACAAGCCGGUGCCAAAAGCGAGCAGCAGAAAAAAUGCUGGAAAAUACUACAAAAAAACUUCUACCAAUAAAUAUAGGUUCGUGUGUCCUUUUACCUAUUAAUUAAAUUGAUAGAGGUCCUUCUGACAGGCAAAAUUUGAUGUGUGUUGUAACAGAUUACAAAAAUGGGGUCUAUCAAGUCGGAUGUUUAGCUGGUCGAAUCAAAUCAUGGUUCAAUCGACCUGAUUUAAUGGAAACCAAAAAGGAAUUUCUUCAAGUAGAUGAGGUCCCUAAAAAGUUUCUAUCAAUACGAGAAGGUGUGCAGUCGCUGUCACUUUCCGGAGGUUAAGGAUACUUUAACUGUUCAUGUAAGCCAGCGAAAAAACAAUGUUUGUCAAACAGAUGUGUUUGUGUGAGAAAAAAGUUCUUUGUAAUUUAAGGUGUCAUAAAAGCGCACCUUGCGCUAAUAAACCAUAUUAUCAGUCAUUUUAUAGUUUUCAUGUAGCUUUUAUUUUAUUUAUUAAUAAUAAUAAUACUCUCCCUAAUUCACCCCCUUACGAGUGAAUUUCAACCCCUAAAGUCGACUGAACGACUUGUGUAGGGGAAGGGACGGAUAUUAUUAUUAUUUGCCGUGGCGCUCCGGGGCGACUUAAAGAUGAUUGAUGGUGCCAUUUGAGGAAAACCCAGAAAACUUCACCCACCAUCAUAUAUUAUAUUUCGUUCCAAUGUGUACGUUCCAUGAUUUUUUUAUAGUAUGUAUGCUCUAGAUAGGUGAAUUUAAUCUCAGAAUGAUAUUUUAUUUUUUUUGUCCAAACCAUUCUCCAUACUGACAAUAAAUGAGUUUAUGUUUUAAAUUUAAUACUUAAUACCCUUUCCUGUAUUACUGGCAAUACUGUCCUAAUUACAAUGAUUGACUAAACCCGGCAAACAGAGUAACUUAAAUCAUUUAGUUAGUUACAGCGUUUGACUGUAACGAUUCCGUCAUUACUGGGAAUGCCUGAAACCAUUAGGCAAACAGUGUAUCAAAUGUAGAGUUACGCUGUUUGCCGGCAAUACGUGAAAUGACUAGGCAUUUCAGGGAAUGACGGAUUUCACUAAUUGACGCCGACAUAAACAUUUCAAUCAUUGUUUCAAGAACCCACAUCACUCUAAACCUUUGGCAAUGAUUAUGUACUUUCUUGGUUUUAUUGCUCAUACUAAAACUAUUAUGAUGUUUGUCUUUACUGACAGAUUUGUAGACCUAAAUUUAGUUUUAAUCCAAAUGAAAUUCGUCUUAUUCCAUAAAUCAAAUUGUUUAUACAAUAUCCUGAUGGGUUCGAGUUAUUUUUUCCCACUGUUAUACUUGUAAAUACGGCGUAAAAAAAUGUAUCCUACGUUUUCAGUCUGUUUACUCCUUUCAGGAAACUUUUUAAAUGCAUCGUUGUAUACAAAUUGAUUUAAGUACAUAGCUUUAGUAUCACAAUUCAUAAUAAAUAAAUACUUUAAUUACUAAAGAGGUAGAUUUAAAAGAUAACUAAGUUCUGACUUGAACAAGCCCUUUUUCAUGUUACCAGUGCUGCCACUAUCGACACUAGUACAGACCAACUGAUAGUUACUUUUAGUCCAUUGCUGGCAAGAAUAACCGUCGGUACUUCUUCUUCUUCUUUGUGGAUUCGAUGAAUCGGAUCUUCUUCUUCUUUGUAACCGUGGUGGGUUCUGUUGUGAUGCCUAGCGUGUUUGUGGAAACAUAGUUUGUCCAUGUUCCGUUGAAUACCGUGACAGUCAUAAUCUUCAAAAC